CGAUUGUUUCUUCAUCACUAAGGUAUUACAGACAUUUGGUUCUUUAAAUUACGGGGGAAAAAAAUUCUAUAUGGACCCAAAACGAGCAAUGGUGUCCCACAAAAUAUUUCCUGCUUUUACAAAAGUUGGUUCUACAAGUUUUUAAACCUGCCAUAGUGCAACAUGACUCAAAAGCUGCUUAUACAGUUUUAAUAUACGGUCGUAUACCGUAUUUUAAAGUGACUAAAAUACCCCUGUUUAUUUGCCCAUAAAUAUCAAGCUCUAACAAUGCAAUUCUUCCCUUUUCCCCUUUAAUCUCUCUCAUCUCUCUACUAGAAAAAAAAUAAGCAAUUAUGUUGUCCACUGUACCGGCUUUUUCCAUGUCUGAACCGGGUUUAGUUAAUCAAUUUCAGGGGUUGCAAACCGGGUUCACUCCUUGGGAUUGGGACUGCUCUUAUCUCUUUUCCGCUAACCAGCUGUCUCUUGAACCGGCCGUCCCCAGUCCAUGUUAUGGUGAAUCCGACUCUGGUCUCGUCAAAAUUAAUUCCGGUUUUAAUGACAACAAAACCGGUUCUGAUGAAAAUUAUACCGGCUUCAUUAAAAUUAAACCCGGUUUUGACGACUCCUGCAGUCCCCACGGCGUACCAGAUGAACCGGUCUCGGACAACCAAAAACAAUUGACAGCCAUCACGAAUUUCGAGUUGGGAGAGCAGAAUGAUAACCGGAAUAAACUGAUCCAACCGGAGAUGACCGAGGAGAAGAAGAGGAAGAGGAUGGAAUCGAACCGGGAAUCAGCAAAACGGUCAAGAAUGCGUAAACAAAACCACAUUAAUAACUUAAGGAACCAAGUAAACCGGCUCGACAUGGAAAACCGUGAGCUCAAGAACCGGCUUCAGUUAUUUACGUACCAGCUUCAACGAGUGAAUACGGAUAAUAACAGGCUCGUGACGGAACAAGAGAUUCUCCGGUUAAGAUUGUCGGAGAUGCGGCGGUUCUUGAUGAUCAGACAACUUCAACAACAACAACAAUGGGAACUCAAUAACCGGAGAAUGAGCAUGACUGAACAAAACACAUCUUCAUAUGAUAUAUAUAAGUAAAUAAAAAAUAUUUAGAAAAAUACCAUUAAGCUCUUUUUCUUUGUCUCUCUAUGUAAAUGACAUUGAAGGUUUAGGGCAGAGAAAAUGAUAGUUUUCGAGAAGGAGAAGAAGAAGAUGAAAAAUGUUUUUAUUUUUUGUAAUCUUUUUUUUUUCCACUCUCGUAGGAAGUGAUCGUUGUCAUGUUAUGAUAAAUAACUAAAAAAAGUUAUCAAAUUAAUGCAAUGAUAUAAUAUUAUCC
Eruca vesicaria subsp. sativa (arugula) is the source of this 1314-nucleotide messenger RNA. Lineage: Eukaryota; Viridiplantae; Streptophyta; Magnoliopsida; Brassicales; Brassicaceae. The record is from the annotation of a GenBank genome assembly.